CUGUUAACCGUUCGCCUCCUUAAUUUCAGUCAGAAAACUGAGCAUCUUUCUUGCGACAGAGUAGAAAUGGCCUCAAGACGAAUUACGCGGGAGACUUUUGAUGCCGUGGUGCAAGACAAAGUGAAAAGGUAUCGGAUGGACCGAAGCGAUGCUAUAGAAGAAACAAUCCAUCAUUUUAAAGCUCAUUCAAGAUCAGUUCCAAGAUCCAGAUAUGAAGACAGUUUUCAUGAUGAUGGAAGAUACUCACAUGAUGGUCCCCAACACCAUCCUCAUGAUGACUGGAGAGAAGACUCUAGAGAGGACUAUCCAGGACCUUCUUACAGAUCUAGUAGCCCUCUCAUGAGGAAAGAUAGCUACUACCAUGACCACUAUGGCCGCCCUGCCUCUCGGGACCGGGACUAUGGCCGCCCUGCCUCUCGGGACCGGGACUAUGGCCGCCCUGCCUCUCGGGACCGGGACUAUGGCCGCCCUGCCCCCCUCGGGAAUCCUCCAGUGCAUGACUCAGACUUUGGCUCUUCUGAACUCUUGGGUGAUUUUAGGUCACCAGGACUUCUAGAAGACGAGUACGGGAAUGUAGAAAGUCAGGAUUAUGACCUGGAAUAUGGACUUCAAUCUGAGAGUGAGUUUAGACCCCCAGUCCGCAGAGGCAACCUCAGUAGAGGAAGGAUUCUGAGAGGAAAACCUAUUACAAGAGUCUUGAUUAAAAAUAAAGUGUUUAAAGGAGAUAUCAAAACUCCUCUAAAGAAAUGGAACACCAAAAAACCACUACCAUUAACUAAUCAGAAGUCCGCUCUGCAACCUGAUCAGAUGUCAGAAACUACAGAACGACCUAACCAGAGGUCUGCAAUUGCUCAGCGCCCUAAUCAGAAGCUAAUCAUACGACCUAAUCAGAGGCCAACUGUGACAACCCAAAGGCCUGUUCUUCGACUUCCUAAGUCUGCGCAUGUGUUCAGAGAGCUUAAUCUUGAUCUUGUGGACAAAUCUGACAUAUUCUCAACCUUUGGAAUAGAGAUAAUAAAAUGGGCUGGAUUUCACACAAUAAAAAAUGAUGCAGAAUUUCAACAGCUUUUUGGGGCUCUCUUUGAGCUGGAAACAGAAACGUGUGCAAAAAUGCUUGCUUCGUUCAAAUGCUCACUAAAGCCAGAGCACAGAGAUUAUUGUUUCUUUACUAUCAAAAAUUUACAACAUGCUGCUUUGAAGACUCCCAAAGUAGACAAUGAAUUCUUAAAUAUGUUGUUGGACAAGGGUGCCAUGAAGACUAAGAACUGCUUCUUUGAAGUCAUAAAGCCUUUUGAUAAGUACAUAAUGAGGCUCCAAGACCGUCUUCUAAAGAGUGUCACACCUCUGCUUAUGGCCUGCAAUGCCUAUGAAUUAAGUAUCAAGACAAAUGGCUUCAGUAAUUCUGGAGAAAUGGCAGGUGCUUUUGAGACCACCAUUUCUCUGUGUCGUAAGUCCUUGGCACUUCUGGGCCAAACCUUUGCAUUAGCUUCUGCUUUCAGGCAAGAGAAAAUACUUGAAGCUAUUGGUCUCCAGGAAAUGGCUCCAACACCAACUUCAUUCCCAAAUUUUGAUGAUUCAACAUUAUUUGGAAGAGAAUAUAUAGAAAACUUGAAAGUAUGGCUUGAGAAAAGUGGCUAUUCAAUUCAGAUGAAGAAAAUAGAACCUGAGUCAACAAUACAGCUUAAAAAAAUGGCUCCUGACACAAAACCUAAAAGUAAGAUUCCACAGCGAGCUGAUCGGAGAGUUGUAGAGACAAUUGAAAAGCUAGUGAAAAGUAUUGUUAGUGGCACUUUGUCAGCAAAAGAGAGAACUGCUCAGAAGAGCUGUCCUGAAUAUUGGUUCUUGUCUGAAGAAGAUAGUCUAGAAUAUAAAUACUACAGACUAAAGUUAUCAGAGAUGCAAAGAUUGACAUCAUCUGCAAAGGAAGGAGGCAGAGAGGGGAAAACACCAGAAGAAUCUGCAACAGAAUCAGUGAGGGCAAUGUUGUAUGCCAGGAAAGUAGCAAGUAUCAAGAAAAGGCUAUUUAAAAGAAAAAGACUUGGAAUUUUUACACAGCAUGGAGUUAGAGGCAGGAAAGUGAGAAAAUCAACCAUAGGGACACAGACUGUGCUUUCAGCCGGCACGAUGCUGAAACGUCAAGACAAGCUCACCCAAGGUUCGGUCCAGUCAAAAUCUUCCAUAUCAGAAAUCAGCAUGUCUGAGAAGAACUCUUCUUUGGACACAGCUGGCUCCUCACAGCAUGUCACCAGUCCAGAAGUUUCUCUGUCACUGGGAGAAGGGGCAGACACUGAGGAUUUAUUGGCAUCCACUGGACAUUCCCAGGCAAUGUUGUCUCAAUUUCCUGAUGUGGAUGCUAAAACAAUGGAAACUGCUGAGAAGCUUGCCAAAUUUGUUGCUCAGGUGGGACCAGAAAUUGAGCAGUUCAGCAUAGAUAACAGUGCAGACAACCCCGAUCUUUGGUUUCUGCAAGACCAAAACAGUUCUGCUUUCAAAUUUUACCGAAUGAAAGUCUAUGAAUUGUGCCCAUCCAUCAACUUUAGUGCUGUUUCAGAAAUAGCUGUCCCUGGUGAAAGCGAUAAACCUGAAGAGAGAAAUUUGGAUAAUUUAGAAGAGGAGGAGGAGGAGGAAGAGGACAAUGAGGAGGAAGAGGAAGAAGCUGAACUUGAAGAGAAUAUCUCCCAGACCUUGGAAGAGGUGGAAAUGGAGCACACAGAGGAGGGGGAAGAAGAGGUCUCAGCAGGUGGAGCUGAGGAGGCUGCACCCAAAGAAAUCCUGUCCAAAACAGGAGAAGAUACUUCAACAAGUGAAAUGCAACCAAGCUCAGCUUCUGAUAGUACUACCCCAAAUCUGUCAACACAGGUGCCAGCUUCUGCUCCUGGUACCCCUUUCCCUCGCAAAAGAAUUAGUAGCAAAUCUCUGAAAGUUGGCAUGAUUCCUGCAUCUAAGAGGGUAUGCCUCAUAGAGGAACCAAAAGUUCAUGAACCUGUCAGAAUUGCCUAUGACAGACCCCGAGGUCGCCCUGUUACAAAGAAGAAGAAGAAACCAAAAGACUUAGAAUUUUUACAAAAGAAAUUGACCGUUAAGAAUGUGGGUUUCCAAAUGCUGCAGAAGAUGGGCUGGCAAGAAGGACGUGGCCUUGGUUCACAAGGAAAAGGAAUCAAAGAGCCUGUGAAAGUGGGUACUACCUCUGCAGGGGAGGGCUUGGGUGCUGCAGGGGAAGAAAAUAAAGAAGAUACAUUUGAUGUUUUCCGUCAAAGAAUGAUACAAAUGUACAGGCAGAAAAGAGCAAGUAAAUAGGUUUGACUCAAGAGACUCAUUUGCUAGAAAAUGUGGACAUG
Molecule: messenger RNA, 3338 nt
Organism: Pelodiscus sinensis (Chinese soft-shelled turtle)
Lineage: Eukaryota; Metazoa; Chordata; Testudines; Trionychidae
Source: RefSeq, a predicted model, not a curated record